GCAGUUUAUGAUACAAAUUGUGACGUAAAGUAUAACAGUUAUGCAUAUGCCAUAUUCAAGAAUUCUUCAAUUAGUGAUGAGUAGCCACUAUUAUUAUGAAGUAUUCUUUUUUGUUUAUAUAUGUAGAGUAAUGCAAGAACAGUUGCAUCAGUGUAUAGUAGUGUUUACACAAUAAGAUAAGCAAUAUCCCUAAAAUAAGUAUAUCUGCUAGAGAUGUUAGGGUUUCACUGGCAACUAAGGGUGUGUGUAUGGGAGCCUUAUCAGGGAGAUAACAAAGAUGCGCAUUAUAAUAAGGAGGUAUAAAACAACCUUAAUUGCCCUCCAAGAAAUUAAGCUAGAAAAUUAGAUAUAUAUAGUAUUUGUCUUUUAGUUUAGUAGUAUCAGGUAUGUUUUCGAUGUUUUCAAAUAGUAUGUCCUCUUCGGUGAGUACGUUAUCAACCUUAGAGGAAGAUUCCCCACAUUUGGUUAACACAGAAUCAAGAAAUCAAGGGAUGGCUUUAUAUAGUUCUUCAUCAGGGGAUGAGACCCCAUCAGCUUAUGAAUACAGUGACUAUUCAGAUGAUAAUGGUCCGGAAUACACUACCCAAGCCGUUAUCAAGAGAAAUACAGUGAUGUCUAUUACUCGUGGUUAUGAAAGUUCGUCUAAUGAUGAAUCCGAAGAGACUGAGGAUGAACUGGUGCAAGUGGCACUAAGUUCAAUAUCUACGAAUUCAAAUUCAUUGUCCAAAGUUGAAAACACUGAAUCAGACAGACUAUCCAGAUUUGGUGCUAAACAUAGUGCUAUGAUGUUCUGUGUACAGUAUCUUGGGAAAGAUAGUCAAUCAACAUACACCAAAUUAAUUCGAUUUUUGUAUGACAACUCACGUCAAUUUGAACUGUCAUCUAAUGUGUUGUUGCUAGUAAGAAGUGCAAUUGCUUGUGCUUAUGGGGGUCGUAAGGAAUUUAAUGAUUUACCUAAUCCAUAUAGUGUUGGUAAUUUAUCCAGACAGUUUUCAGGGGCUUGCUCUAAGUCGGGAGAACUUAAUGUCUCGCUUUUUUGUGUGUUGGGUCAUAUUUUACUUCGUUAUGCUAGUCAAUUUGAUGGUAAUGAUAAGCGAUCACUUCAACAGAGAGUUCCUGGUUGCAAAUAUAAAGCAGCACAAUGUCAGAAUAAGAUUGGAGGACCAUAUAUAUGGCUUAGGGGACGGGUUAGAGGGAGUAUUUCGGCCACGAAAUGGAGGAUCUUGGGAGAAUACUCGAGAGUACCCUACGAUCAAUUGGUGGCAGAUGCUACAUGUAGACUCUUGGGUAUUAACAUUGAACUCAGUAGUGCCGAGCUGCAACUUUUAGCAGCAUUCUUGCAUUCAGUAGAGUAGAGUAGAGUAGAGUAGAAUAGUAGACUAGCAAACUAGUUAAAGGGAGUGAUGGGAAUAAUGAUAAUAAAUUAUAUAGGAGAUUAAUAUAUAUAUACGGAUACUAGUUAAGGUAUUACCGGGUGCCAAUACCGGCUAAUUUAUGCCGCUAAUUGCUAAAAUCCCUGACUAUAGUUUAUGGACUUUGGAUCAUAUUCCAUAUUGUGCAAGGCACAUGACAUGACCGAACAAAGA
Molecule: messenger RNA, 1586 nt
Organism: Scheffersomyces amazonensis
Lineage: Eukaryota; Fungi; Ascomycota; Pichiomycetes; Serinales; Debaryomycetaceae
Exons: 1
Coding region: 387-1355 (322 amino acids)
Source: RefSeq, a predicted model, not a curated record